This is a messenger RNA of Mizuhopecten yessoensis (Yesso scallop), 761 nucleotides long. RefSeq lists its product as uncharacterized. Lineage: Eukaryota; Metazoa; Mollusca; Bivalvia; Pectinida; Pectinidae. The transcript is spliced from 3 exons. The record is from RefSeq and is a predicted model, not a curated record. The coding region runs from base 79 to 564 and encodes 161 amino acids.
GACCAUCCGCGUCAGUCCUCCACACGAACUCCACGGCACGCUGAUCGCCCAUUCCUUUUAGACGCAUAUACUGGAAAAAUGAGGGAGUUUAUUCUUUUAAUCGUUGUUUCAGGAAUCCUGUAUGCCAACGCCCAAAUGCCUUCCGGCAUGGGUGCGGCGGGCAUGGGUGCGGCUGGUAUGGGCGGGGCCGGUAUGGUCGGGGCCGGUUUGGGUAGAGGAAUGAUGGCAAUGGGAGCAGCCGGGGCUGCUGGAGGAAUGGACAUGAAAAAAAUGCUUAGGACCCGUGUUAUGAUGAAUAUGAUCCAGAAAACAGGAAAGGGGUCUUUCUUCCAGAACAUGAUGCAUGUGAGAACUUUUUGUGAAUCUGGAGAUUUCGUCAUGGGUGAGGGAAUCGCUGGUGUCAUGAUGGCUGACUGUAACAGGAUGAUGGGGUUAAAAUGUAUGAAAAGAUCAACGGAAAAAUAUGGCAUGCCAACCUUCCUUAAAUGUCAACCGAACGGUUUAUGCUGCUUUGAUGGUAUCCGAGAAAAAUUAUUAGCCACCUCUUUUGCUGCUCAGAAAUAAAUAAAGGUCCAAUUGAAAGAUAUUUCCAAAAGCUUAUCUGUCAUCAUCACCAUUACAAACCACAGGAGCGGCACGUGUUGUUUUCUCUAUGACGUCAUUUCCUUUAUUUACAUGCCUUUCGCAAAAUUUAUAUAAGUAUUCAUCUAAUGGGACCCCAAGGUCAUUUCCAGUAAACAUUAAAUUUUGUUGAAUUUUAA